This is a messenger RNA of Anopheles coustani, 4130 nucleotides long. RefSeq lists its product as uncharacterized. NCBI's taxonomy places the organism in Eukaryota, Metazoa, Arthropoda, Insecta, Diptera, Culicidae. The transcript has 5 exons. The coding region runs from base 96 to 4034 and encodes 1312 amino acids. The record is from RefSeq and is a predicted model, not a curated record.
AUAGUCUGCAGUGGAACUUUUCUUCGCAGUAUAGUGAAAAUUUAGUCCAAGUGUUGUUGUUGCAGAACAAAACAUCUCUCCCAAGCUAAUGGAAAAUGGCGUUCUCACAGCAAAAGUUCCCGGCCAUAAGAUUGUCUGACAUUGACGAUCUGAUGCGCGAGAAUGCGUUGGACUCUUCCGACGGUCAAAUGUUGAUUGAUUAUAUCCGACGCAAGCAAGGUGCUGGCAGACCCCGCUUAAAUCUCCUUCUCGAUGGGGCAGAAAAUCCAAUCAACUUUAGGCUUGACCAUCUUCAGCCACUGGCGGCUAGUCUAUCGCCGAGCAAAACAAACGAUGCUACAGAUGCGCCAGCAUUGGAAACAGCAUCCGAUACGGCAUCUACCAACGCUUCACCCGGGAUCGCUCUGGUUCAGCCACAUUCAGUCAAUAAUAGAAUUGCUUCAUUUAUCACUCCUUCGAAGAAUGGGACCUCUUCUACGCCAACCGCCGGCAGCCGGGAUUGCAAUCCAAAAUCUCCUCCCUCGCAAAGGGCUUCCCCAGUGCAUCGUCUGCUGAGUCCAAGUAGGAUUCCGGUGCAACGGGCCAGCUCCGGCACGAACCUCAGUCGGAAAACGCUGAUCAAAGAGUGCCAGCGAGCUAAUCAGAUGAAGUGCGAAAUUAUUCGCCAAAUUGUAUCGAGCACGCCGAAGCCGGGCGAAAAGCAAGAGAGAAGUAACGACAACUUCAUGAGCAUCAGGGAAACCAUAUCACCCAUCUUUGAGGAACGUGUAGCGCCCAUGGUCGCUCGAGUCGACGCUGUUCAGGCGCAAUUGAAUGGCACCGUUCCGGCCACCCAGGAUCAGCCGGAUGCCAUCGAUCGAGACGCCCGCGAAAGCACACCACCACGGGGGGACGGAGCGAUGGUAGUCAUUCCGGAAACGCCAAGUCCGGUUCACAAGUCACCGAUGCGAACGGCUUCUCCGUUUAGUGCGCUUAAGUUGCAUCGGUCACCAUCGAUGCGGAAACUCACAGAUCAACAGCAAAGAACCAGCAUGGCGGCAAGUCAACAGCAACCGAAACGAUCCAUGGCCGUGGAAGCACUGCGUAUAGACGAAAGCGUAGAAUAUACGCCGCAAAAGAGUAUUCUGAAGAAACGCACCACCAAGAUAUCGGUUGAACCAAUGGUUGUUUCGCCGUCUCCUCGGAAUCGCGUUAGUUUUUCCGAGCAGCUAAUAAGUGUACGCGAAUUGUCUCCAGCUUAUGUCCGUUCACCAAGGCAUUCCGACGUGACAUCGGAUGAAAGCAGUGAGGAAGCAGAAGAAGAAAAUUUCAAAGUGAAGCAGAGAAAGGAUAUGCAUCGAACAUCGCACGGACAAUUAGUGUGUACCGUUUGGAGCCCCACUAAGCCUACCGUACAGUUGAGAAAAUCAUCGUUGAACAGUUCCGCCACUAUGCCAACCGGGCAGACGAGAAAAUCACAACUAACACGAUCUGAGGCGUUCGACGAGCAGGUCGAGUCCUUGCCAGCAAAUCGUACUAACGAAGAAUCGGAACGCACAGGGCCGACCAUAGAGGAACAAAUGGAAGCAAUGCAUCAAGAGGAUCGAUCACCGUGCCGGCCGCAAAGUUUGACCAGACGUUCGCUUUCAUUUGACGAUAUCAUUCGGCGCGGUGCAGUACCACGGGGGGAUGAUCCACCGUCGAAAAAUGGAGAGCAGAACGAGUUAGAAACGGACAGGUUGGAGCGAAACAGAGAACAACCGCUCCCGCAGCCCGUACCUUCUCCCGUUUCUAGUCCGAAGGACAAAAGAAAAAAUAAGACAAUUAGUGACGCCGUCAAUAUGGUAAUGGAAGACUCGACUAGAAAUGGUUCCAACGACGUUAGUAGCCAACAGGAGCAGGGGCAGGAUGAUGGGCGAUUGGAAACGAACUUGGAUGCAAUAGCAUCACCGGGACACCGUACCAUCAGCAGCCCGAUGGCCAUCACAAACAUUGACACACCACGCACCGUGUUGAUGGACAUUUACGACCCACCGUCCGCAUUUUGUGAUGACGACAACGACGACAGCGAUGACGACAACGACGACUCGUCUCUCUCGAAUAAUACUCCGAAUGAGGUGGAGGUUCCGACACAGGCCACGGAAGAGACUGAUCCGCAGCGACAGAGUGACAAGCUAAGCAAAUCAAGGAAACGUCGAAGUGUUUCACCUUGUCCGAAGGAAUCAGAACCUGGUGUGCAAUCGGCUUGCGAAAUGCGGCAAAACGUGUUGAAAACGCAUGAACGUAUUGUGAGCGUUAGUUCUCCGCAAGAUCACGUGUCGUUCAAAUUGACCUCAUUUGUCGAUCGGUUGGUUAGCCAGGAGGAACCGGUAUUACCCCAACAACGACCGGCCGACGGUGACGAUCAAGCACGGCGUGAGACGAUCGUGGUGCCCUCGAAACGACGUCGUGCUAAACCGAGUAUUGAUAACGAUACGGAGAGCUACUUCCAAGCCGUUGAGCAGCCACAAAAGACGAAGGACGCAAAAUCGAAACGGGGUAGCCAACGUCGGAAGCUGUUCCCACGAGAGAAAUCCGGGUUGGUGGAUGAAUUGGACGAGAAUAUUCCCUCGCCCGAACCGCUACCGAUGACUCAAGAGGACGAAGCGGUCCCUGAAACGCAGCCGGCAGUUGAGCCGAAGUGCGUUCCUGUCAGCCGUCCCAUGACAAAGCAACUGGCUGUGAUCAUCGAACGCUUAUCGAUGGCAACCCUGAAACGGUUACAGGAGGGUCAAGGAGCCAAAAAUAAAAACGAUGCUAUCGAAAUGAGCGUGAAUAAGGAGGAGAAAAGAGCCGGUACCAGCCAACCUAAAUCUCCCGUCGAAGAAAAGCAAAAUACGGAGCCAUCGGAAAAGGACAGGGAAGUAUCAUCAUCAACCGGGUCGGAUGGAAUCGAUAGUGGUACGAGCGGCAAACGUCCACCAGUGCCACGGCAAGGGCGAGGGCGAGGGCGCCCAAAAAAGGAUCCUAAAAAUGUCGAACAAGGGCAGAAGUAUUGGAAGGACAUAUCGAAUGAGCUGCGCCAGCACGUCGAAAGCGAUGGCAUUCGGAAGAGCAACCGAAAACGGUGCCUGUCGAAGCAGGUACUGAUGCGCAAUCCACUUUUGAGUAGGAACGACGAACCAAAGUAUGUCAUGCCGACGUUUGAUGAGUUACUGGUCCUGUACGGAGAGCAAGAGAAAAAAAGACAAAACUCGAAGAAAAACGUGAAGGAUAAGAAAAAGGCCACCAAGAAGCCGAUCUCGACCGAGACAAGAAUUGAUGACGAUGGGUUCCGGAUUCCUCCCGUGCCCAUAACCGAUGGCUCUACCCAGACGUCAGCUGGUAAAAAGCGUACGAUCGCAUGGUCCGAAAAGCAGCCGGAAGCUGCUACCGCAAACGGCAACGGUCACUGUCCGGCCAAUGGUGAAUCGCUCGAUUCUGGACUCUCUUCUGCGGUGAUGACGAGCGAUGAUGUAACGGAAACGAUACCUCCGCCAGUCAGGCAAAAGCCUAGUUCUAGUGCGACCGUCUCUUCAACAGCGGACGGUGACCCCGGAGGCCAAAAAGGGGGAGAAUCCGCCGUAAGUGCGUCCGUUGGCUCCACCGAAGAUAUACUGACGGCCAAACGGCAAGCCAUGGACUGGAUGUACAUGUUGAUGGAAAACCAGCAGCAACAGCAAGCGAAACUGAUGCCCAUUGAUAUCCAGGGCUUCACGCACUGUUCGAUCGACCAUCUGUCGUUCCAGCGGCGGGGUGACAUUGAGUACUCGUUUUACAUCUAUUCCAAGUACGACAACUUCGGAUUCGUUCGGUUUCUACCCAAUGCCAAAAAGAAGAUGACGCGGCUGAACAAUUUCCAUCUGAAAUUCCUUGUCCUAAAUGGAUCGUUAACGUUCGUCAUCAAUGAGCUUGAAGUGAAGGCAGUUGGAGGAGAUUUUUUGUUACUUCCAAUCGGCUGCUCGUAUAAGGUUUUGAACGGUCCAGACGUGUCACUGAUGUUUAUGAUUAAAACAAUCGAAGGACUGCGCCAAUGAGCCGACUUGUGAUGAUAUGGAUGUAAUGUUUGUCUGUUUUGAAGCAUGUUUUAUAGUAAAAGGUUAGAUAUUAUUAAUAAAUGUUUUAAUUUGUAA